This is a messenger RNA of Cinclus cinclus, 1591 nucleotides long. RefSeq names its product Rh blood group CcEe antigens (gene RHCE). Lineage: Eukaryota; Metazoa; Chordata; Aves; Passeriformes; Cinclidae. The record is from RefSeq and is a predicted model, not a curated record. The transcript is spliced from 9 exons. Gene Ontology annotation, biological process: ammonium transmembrane transport; ammonium homeostasis. Gene Ontology annotation, cellular component: plasma membrane. Gene Ontology annotation, molecular function: ammonium channel activity. The coding region runs from base 113 to 1399 and encodes 428 amino acids.
UUAUCUCACUGCUGGCCCCCGCAGCUCCUUGGCUGUUGGCGUGAGGGCACUGGGACCUUUCCACAGGGACAAGGAUCACUGCAGUGCUGCUGCUCCAUGCAGGCAGUGCACGAUGCCCUCCCGCUACCCGAGCUUCCGCUGCAGCGUGCCCUGCCUCAUCCUCCUGCUGCAAGCUCUGUUCCUCAGCCGUGCUUUCUUUGCCUUCCCAGGUGCUCCUGUCUCCUACUUCCCACCCAACCUCUACCCAGCAUUUCAAGAUGUCAACCACAUGGUGAUUUUUGGAUUUGGCUUCUUCCUGAUGGUUCUGAGAAGAUAUGGCUUUAGCAGCACUGGAUUCAACUUCUUGCUCGUUGUUCUUGGUGUCCAGUGCUCUUUUCUGGUGGAAGAUUUAUUAAAACUCCUUAGGGUACAGCACAAUGAAUUUGGUAUGCAAAGUCUGGUAAGGGCUGUGGUGAGCAUGACAGCUGUGGUCAUCUCCACUGGGGCUGUCCUGGGGAAGGCCAAUCCUGUGCAGUUAAUUGUGAUGACCCUGGUGGAAUUAAUCAUUUUCCAUGUGAGCAGAUGGAUCAACAGCACAUUCCUGGAGGUCCCAGAGAACCUCACAUUUAUGCACGUGCACCUCUUUGGAGCCUACUUUGGUCUGGCAGUGACCUCCUGCUUCCCUGAGCCUCCCCCAGGGCUGGACAAGAACAGGAGCACCCCAAAGUCAGAGCUGUUCUCCGUGCUGGGCACUGUGUUUGUCUGGGUGUUCUGGCCAAGCUUCAAUUCCAUCCUGCUUGAGUCCAGGUGGGAAGCAGCUCUCAGCACGUGCUUGGCCCUCGCAGUGAGUGCUGUGGCUGCCUUCAUGUUGUCUGCUCUGACCUCCAAGGAUGGCAAAUUCAGAAUGGCUCACAUCCACAGUGCAGUCCUGGCUGGAGGGGUCACCAUCAGUUACACAGCAAAAAUCAUCCAGUACCCUUGGAUUGCCAUGAUUUUGGGGCUGCUUGGCAGUGUCAUCUCCAUCCUGGGAUCUCACUGUCUACAGAGGUGCUUUAAUCCUCCUUUGAAGCUUCAGGAUACUUCUGGAGUUCAUUUCACUUUUGGUUUGCCUGCUGUGCUUGGAGCUGUGGCUGCUGUUCCUCUCCGUGUUGUACGAGAGAUAAAUCAAUGGAGUGAUUUAUCCAGUCUGGGUUAUUUAACCUUUUUUGAAAUUGGUGCCAUCUGCCAGACCAUCAGCACUGCCUUGAUAACAGGUUUGAUUACAGGUUUAAUCUUAAACAUCAAACUGCUUAAAGCUGUGCAUGUCUCAAAGUACUUUGAUGAUCAGUUUUACUGGGAGGUGAGUUUCCAAAUGAUUUCAGACUCCCUGGGGGGAAGUUCAUUUAGCACCUUGAUGAAGAACUCAAUGUACUUGAAUUAAAAACAUGGGGAGAAAAAGGGUUAUUCCUUUUCCCAGCACAUUUUGAUGCACAAACAGUCCCUGGGCACCCUUAGGUGCUGAUGUGAGGCUGUAUCUGAAUGACAGGAAUAAAAAAUGGGUGAAAAGAAGCUUUAAAAUCAGCUUUUCCAUUGGUUUGGGGGAUUUUCCUGUGAUGAUUUGAUGUGUUCUGAU